Mastomys coucha (southern multimammate mouse) is the source of this 2811-nucleotide messenger RNA. It is a transcript of the gene Il21, whose product is annotated as interleukin 21. Bases 152 to 592 code for a protein of 146 amino acids. Lineage: Eukaryota; Metazoa; Chordata; Mammalia; Rodentia; Muridae. The record is from RefSeq and is a predicted model, not a curated record. Gene Ontology annotation, molecular function: cytokine receptor binding. Gene Ontology annotation, biological process: immune response; positive regulation of natural killer cell mediated cytotoxicity. Gene Ontology annotation, cellular component: extracellular region. The transcript has 5 exons.
AGAUUUCCAGGCUGCAAUGGGAGGAGGGCUUUGCCUCUUCUUGAGGGAUGAAUAAAUAGGUAGCUGUAGAGACAACCUGUGCACAUUCAGGUUGAAGUGAGAAGCAGACCAAGGCCUGCUCAUCGGCUGCUGGAGACUCGGUUCUGGUGGCAUGGAGAGGACCCUUGUCUGUCUGGUAGUCAUCUUCUUGGGGACAGUGGCCCAUAAGUCAAGCCCCCAAGGGCCAGAUCGCCUCCUGAUUAGACUUCGUCAUCUUAUAGACAUUGUUGAACAGCUGACAGUCUAUGAGAAUGACUUGGAUCCUGAACUUCUAUUAGCUCCACAAGAUGUAAAGGAGCACUGUGAGCAUGCAGCUUUUGCCUGUUUUCAGAAGGCCAAACUCAAGCCAUCAAACACUGGAAACAAUAAGACAUUCAUCAUCGACUUAGUGGCCCAGCUGAGGAGGAGGCUGCCUGCCAGGAGGGCAGGAAAGAAACAGAAGCACAUGGCUAAAUGCCCUUCCUGUGAUUUGUAUGAGAAAAAAACACCCAAAGAAUUCCUAGAAAGACUAAAAUGGCUCCUUCAAAAGAUGAUUCAUCAGCAUCUUUCCUAGAACACACAGGACGAAAAGAUUCCCGAGGACCGGAAGGUUCCCGAGGACCGGAAGGUUCCCGAGGACCCAAGGAGACACCAGACACUAUAGAUGCUCACGAACGCAGGAGUCCAUCUUGCUUCCUGGGAUUGCGAGUGGAGAAGUACGAUUUAUUAUGAUAGGAACAACUCAGAAAAGCUGCAGGUUAAGAUCCUUUUGCCCAUUUACUGCGCAGGCAUUGCGGUUCCCUGCACAGACUCCAUGCUGUCAACAUGGGAACUCUCUUCUCAACGAGAGCCCAGCUUCCGUUUCAGGGAUUUCCGGGACUCUCUAGUCCUGGCUUCAUCUUAUUGCCCAACUGUGACAUUCUUUGAUUGGAAGGGGAAAAUGAAAGAUUCUAACUGAAAAUACAGCUAGAGAAUUUGUUGGUCUGCAAGAAUAAGACCUAUUAUGAUCCUAACUGAAUGAUGUAAGCUGAAAAUACAUAAGCAUAAGAUGAAAUUGAAAAUUGAAGUCUUUAUUUUUAAGAAAAACUUUGUACUUGAAAGCAUGUCUGAAAGGUUUACUUGUUGCCACUAGCAUCUAGCACAUCGAUAACUAACCUAUUUAUACUCUACAAGAGAGGUUUUCCAGAUGGGUACUAACAGUUUUUCUUCUCAAUUAGGUCUAUCAAAAACCUUUAAGGACAGUAGAAUUUAACCGACUUAUGAGGUUCACCCCUGGCCUUCACUGUUUUUCUAAAGUGGUAAGGGUGUAUUAAGAAGCAGGCUUAACUUGCCUUUCUCCCAAUGUCAAGUCCCUUUAUAAGCUAAUAGUUUAAUCUUGGGAAGAUGGUAGCCAAAACCUGUGGAAGGACAAACAUCACCAGUCUUCUGGAGCCAAAUAGAGUUUUCAAGUUUGUAGCUCUCACCUCAAGUGGUUAUGGGUGUGUGUGAUGAAUCUGCUAACUCCAGCCUCACUCUCCUCUCCUUUCCUUCCUUUCCUCUGUGUAAAAUGAGACUUCUAAGAAAAAACAUUCCAAACAAGUUCAGCACUUAAGACAUAUCGUUAAAUUCAACCUUCUAUUUAAAACCAAAACCAGGAGAUAAGUCAAGAGACCAGAGCUUCUGUCCCAGUUUUAAACAGACUUGUACCUAGCAUUCCAAACUUUUAACCACAGAGGCUAAACUCAGCAAAUUUGCUAUAAAUUCCAUUUGAUAUAAAUUCCUAUAAUAUGUUUCAAUGUCAAGUUAAGAAGUCUAGAAAGCUAUUUUCCCUGGAAUAGGAGAAUCUCUUUGAGAAUUUCUUAUUGUUAAAAUGGAUCUGAGAUUCCAAGCAUGGCCUGGGGGAAGGCUUUGCUCUAAGGGAAAAGUGUUUGUAUUUCAAAGUGCCUUUAAAACACAGACACGGUGUACCGCUCUAAGAUAGAGCUGACUACUGUUAAUGAAUUCCCAGAAAAGUGUCGCAAUCAGAAUCAACACAUUCUCUUAAAUGUUUAAAAUAUGUAUUGCAAAGAAAUUAAGUAACUGUAAAUGUGUGGCUCUUGAUAACAUUAUACACAUCUAGCCCACAUACGUGUCCACUGGUGCUAGCAGGGCUUGCUGAGCGUGCUGCUCGAAAGCUGAAGGAGAGAUGCAGUCCUUCAGAAAGCAGGGAUGGAGAGAGAAGGGAUCUCCAUGUUUUAUUCUGUUGUUGUUUCUGGCUGUAUAACUGUUGACUUCUUGACACUGUGAUUUUUUAUAUUUAAGACAAUGUAUUUAUUUUGGUGCGUUUAUUGUUAGAAAAUCUGUUCUAGCCUUUCAAAUCACUGACCAUUUCUACUCUAGAAGUACAAAUAAUUCAAUGCAGCACAGGCUAAGAGCGUGUAUAGUUUGGAAAUGCCAAUAAACGCUUUUCCACUAGCCAUGGGAAAGCUAUGCUUUAGAAUAAACUAAACUAGAUGAAAUUGCACAGCAGCCUUGAACCUCUCUGUGCUCAAGACUCAGCCAAUCCUUUGACAUUAUCGUUUACUGUGGGUGGGAACACAUUGGACCUGUUACACUUGGUGACCAUGGAGGUCGACACUUGUGUAAGAUACUUUGGUUUUCAUUUUCUUAUCUGUAGAACAGGAAUGUGGGGCUUUCCUAAGUCUAUUCCGUAUUCUGGUUUUUUGAGCUUUGUAUGUCUGAGUUUUAAUGUUUUGAGUACUCUUACAGGAACACCUGAUCACACUUUUGAGUUAAAUUUCAUCCUGAGUGUGCUAUUUAGUUGCUCAAAAAGGA